This is a messenger RNA of Hemibagrus wyckioides, 762 nucleotides long. RefSeq names its product death-associated protein-like 1.S. Gene Ontology annotation, biological process: cellular response to amino acid starvation; negative regulation of autophagy; apoptotic signaling pathway. NCBI's taxonomy places the organism in Eukaryota, Metazoa, Chordata, Actinopteri, Siluriformes, Bagridae. The transcript is spliced from 4 exons. Bases 102 to 428 code for a protein of 108 amino acids. The record is from RefSeq and is a predicted model, not a curated record. Gene Ontology annotation, molecular function: death domain binding.
GUUCAUUUCAGGCGUAUAAAACAGAGCAGACUGAGAGACGUGGGCUGUUUGUGUGUGUGUUUGUUUAAAGGACAAAGAAGGAAAAUUUGACCAAGGUGCAAAUGUCUAAAGCUGGGAUGAGAAACACUGUGUCUCUGAAGGCUGGUCAUCCACCUGCAGUAAAAGCAGGAGGAAAACGAGUGGUCAAGAAAAACAGCGAGGAUAAUGGAACCCCAGAGAAGGAAAGCAAGAGGGCGGAUAAACCCAGGUCAUUGACCACCUUCUCCCGGAUGCAGCAGAUGGGUAUUCUAAUGGCAGGCCCGCUAGAGAAGUUGGGCCAUGAUUUCCCAGAGACUCCAGUUUCAGUGCGGCAUGGGAAGCAAAGGCCCAGUGUAGAAAAACUGCACAUGCAGCGCUGCUUCUUCAUCCAGCAGCCCCGCAAGUGUUGAGCCAAUACAGCUAACAGCUGAAGAACCAGGAUGUAUUUAUAGGUGCGUGCAUGCAAAGUGAACAGGAAGUGUGUGUGCUUAAAGCUAAAUGGUGCAUAUCAAGGACCUGACACACAUUUCAUAUUUGAAAUCCUUGACUCCUUGCUUGAUGACUUCUUCUAGGCUUUCUAAGCUUCUCAGAGCUUUGCAGGACUCCUUUGUGUAAAUUCUUUUCGUGUAAUGCAUGUAAGCUGUUUUUAUACUGGCAUAACACAGCUGGUAGUCUGAUUACCUUGCAGAAAAGAAUGCAUGAGCUCAUCUUUACUCUUUGAAUAAAUGUGUUGCAUUACUUAAA